AUGGAUGGUAGUUGGCAGCAAGGCAACCCCUACACGGGGAGUGGGCAGACACCGACCAAUCCUAUGAUGCAGCAGUGGGCUAAUUAUUACGCUGCAGCCCAAGCGAGCCAAGCAGCAGCUGCGGCCGCAUAUGCUGCUAGCAGUGGAUACUCUCAGGCAGGUUCGUUCCCGGCAACCUCCAUCAUUAACAGCGGGACGUAUGGACUGAAGCCUGUCAAGAAGUGCUUCCUACACAACAAGCAUAACAAUGGCUGUAAGAAAUGCCGAGAGUAUAAGGAAUGGGUAAAGCACGAGCAAGAGAUGCUGAAACAGCAACAAUCAUUGCUAACAGCUAACGUUAACGACACCAUCAUGGGAACAUUACAGCUGACUAACACUACCACCUAUAACUACCCACAGAUGUUACACCAGCAGCUUGCCAAGUCGGCGUAUUAUCAUUCGAUCCAACCAUUGGAUACUCCCGAGGCCAUCAUUGACGAGAUAAAGACGCGAUGCAAAGAUGCCGAGCCUUAUGCUCCUGGUUCCCAUACGGCACCGUCGACGAUGUUUUGUUGUUUGUAUCGGCUCUUCGUGAUGCGAAUCAACAGCAAGGUCUUGGGUCAGCUGAUCAACUAUCAUGGAGCUCCCUAUGUUAGAUCUAUAGAGGAGAUACCGCUAGGCAUGGUCGUGUUGAAAUCUGGAGAAAAUGAUGAGUGGGACGAUAGUGAAUGGUAUGGGGCUGAGGAGAGCUGGUAUGAUGCACCGGCUGGGGCACAGAGUUGGAGUGAAGACCGUGAUGCUACCGGCGCAUGGACUGACGUGGCAGAAGCUCACAAAGGGGACAGUAAAACUAUGGUUGAUCUAACUCAUCAUAAAACGGCCGGUAACUUUGACGAUGUGGCGUAUGAGGGUAUGAACGCGCUGGACAUUUACAAUCAGAGGAGACGAGAUAAAGCUAGUGUAUCGGCUACUAGUGGUAAGGGGUAUUGUCGUCCGGUACAGGGGUAUAGAAAUGCUCUAUCGCGGCCUCAUGUGGAGUCGGGUGCAUCGGCUGUAGUGCGACGAAGGAGUAGGUCUAGGAGUAGGGAUAGAGACUACUUGGAUUAUCAUGAGAGGAGUGGUAAGGGAAAAGGCAAGGGGAAGGGUAAAGGGAAGGGCCGUACGGUUAAUAGCAGACACGGCGAAGGUGUAGACUACCACUCUAGUGCUACUACUUUACGAGACCGAUCACCACCAAAGCACCAGGUGUCGGAGGCCACUAGAGCUAGGCAACAGGCUAUAGUGGGACGGUAUUCUGGUAUCGCGGAAACUGCUCAAAGAACUCGUCAAGACGCUGAACAACCCGACGUUGGUUUGUUGGGCUGA
Molecule: messenger RNA, 1344 nt
Organism: Perkinsus marinus ATCC 50983
Lineage: Eukaryota; Perkinsozoa; Perkinsida; Perkinsidae
Exons: 16
Coding region: 1-1344 (447 amino acids)
Cellular component (GO): precatalytic spliceosome
Source: RefSeq, a predicted model, not a curated record